This is a messenger RNA of Orussus abietinus, 1504 nucleotides long. RefSeq lists its product as uncharacterized. The coding region runs from base 212 to 649 and encodes 145 amino acids. The transcript is spliced from 3 exons. Lineage: Eukaryota; Metazoa; Arthropoda; Insecta; Hymenoptera; Orussidae. The record is from RefSeq and is a predicted model, not a curated record.
UGUCGGCCAUUAAGUGUCACGAAAUCGUUCAUCUAAAUUUUCGAGUUAUUUUCGACAAAUCAAUUUAAAUCAGAAAGAAUCUGUUCACGUCCGCAGUUUAAAGUUAUAGUACUUUCCUGACGGUCGCGGAUUUCCGGAAAGUCGUCGAAAAGUUGACACCUCAAUUUUGGCUCCGUAAAAGAAGAAUCAGCGAGGACCCUCGUCUCGAAAGAUGCCCGUCAUAGGAUGCACUCCGGAGGACAAUUGCAAAAAGGACGCGUACUUGGCGAGACGAGCUCGUUUACGUGCCAAAGCGAAUGAGGGACCGGAUGCCAAGGAGCUCGUGAAACCAGCCGAAGUCGAACAAUCGGAAUCGGCCGCGAUCGAGAUUUCGCCAAGUCCAGGAUCCAGAGGAGGGAAAUCCUCGGAGAGCUCUCAGCAGGAAGAUCGGAACGCCGGCGAGGAUCCCGUAGAUGAUCGAUCGAUCGGGAACCGAGAGAUCGAGGACACGGUUAGUGAAGCACCCCAAGAGUCGCCGAUUCAGCAGGAGACUCCAGAGGACCAACAAUCGGGACAAUUGGGGGACCCGACUGCGCAGGAUCCCGAGAUCGAGAUCGAAGAUGCCGAUCGAUCGGCCGAUAAUCCGGUGGAAGUCGCUGCCUCGGACUAGCUUCGAUUUCUCGAUAAAGCGCUUUGUCGAGACACCGGCAAUAGCGUGCUAUUAGCCUUUGAUUCGGGAAGUCUGUUCCCAGGACGCGAAGAAGGAGCCUCUUUCCUCCCUGCUCCUCCUUUCUUCUCACGCAAUUAUCCCCGCAAUAAGAUGAAACGAGACGGGACGGAAUCAGCCCGGGGAGUUCCAUCGAAGAAUUAGUAUUCAGGGGAUACUAAUUGUCCCCGGAUCUCCCUCUUUCGGCGCAUUGUCCUGGACUUCCGGAGGUCCUGGCUGCAUGGCUUCCACGGGGAAUGCCGAGGACACGGACCGGGGGGAAGGUAAUUCGAAAGCUACUCUUUAUGACCAUUUUAUGAAAAUCUGGAGGCAAAUUGGAAAUUAAUCGUGCCGAGAUAUAUCGUAACGGGGUGGUUAAUUUUUCUAAUCGCAGAAUUGUCAGCUCGUUCCGGGGGAAGUCGAAACUCAUCCAACACUUUGAUAGGAGAAGAUGGCGAGGAGGAUGCCGAGUACAGUGAGAGUAAGGAUUGCGACGAUAUUCCUGGGAUGAAAGAAAUAUAGUGGAUCGUGAAAUUACUUUUAAUUCGUUUCGUCAGAGUACGAGGAAGCGGUGUUCACGGCCACUGCAUUUGCAGUGGUAAUUGCAGUGUACUGUUGCAUCGUUUACUCCCUGAGUAGUCCACCCUCGCAUCUGUCGUCACUAUCUUACCACUAAGAAGCACCUGGACCGAAGUAAACCAUGGAGAGGAAGUAAUCUACAGUCAUUAUUUAAAGGAACUUUAAUAUAUUUCGAGUAGGUGUAAAAUAAAGCAAACUCGAAAUAAUCAAUAUCCCGCCAGACAAUUUAUCCGAAUAAAG